UCUGAUCACAGUCUCACAAAAGCGUCUUGAUGCUGUCGACAAGGUGUGUAUCUACGCGACCACGGAUCUUUGCUGUCCGAUCUUCUCCCUCCUUACUCCUUCGACCCUUUUCACCUUUCUUUUCUCCUUCAUCCUCGCUAUCUCUGGGGCCACUGCCCUCACCAAUCCGCAAGAUGGCAACCAAAUCCUUCAAGCUGCUCUGCUUGGAGAAUCCCCUCCUUGAUAUUCAGGGCGCUGGUGAUCACGCUAUGCUCGAAAAGUACGGCCUGAAACUGAACGACACGCUGCUGGCGGAACCCCACCAGAUGGGCCUCUACGACGACCUCAUCCAGAACCGCAACGCCAAGUUGAUCCCCGGCGGUGCUGCGCAAAACACCGCCAGGGGCGCACAGUACAUGCUCCCCCCGGACAGUGUCUGGUACAUUGGUUGUGUGGGCGACGAUGAGUACGCAAAGAUAUUGAGGGAGAAGUGCAAGGAAGAAGGACUGCACGUCGAGUACCGCGUCGACCCUACCACCCCCACGGGGAAAUGCGGCGUCAUAAUCACAGACCACCACCGCACAAUGUGCACGCACCUCGCCGCCGCCAACGAAUACAAGCUUGAGCACCUCCUCGAACCGCGGAUUUGGAGCAUGGUAGAAGCGACCUCCGUGGGCUUCUACGUCGGCGGCUACCACCUGACAGUGUGCCCGCCCGCCGCCAUGGCGCUGGCCAAGCACGCCGCUGAAACGAACAAGAUAUUCAUGCUGAGCCUGUCGGCAGGAUUCAUCCCCCAGUUCUUCAAGGAGCCGCUUGCCGAGAUAUUGCCAUAUUGCGACUUUGUCUUUGGGAACGAGAACGAGGCGAAGACUUGGGCAGAGUCUCAAGGCCGCCCCUCUGACAUCUCGAUGCAAGAGUGCGCCAAGCUGAUGGCCAAGCUGCCCAAGGUGAAUACAAAGAGACCCAGGGUGGUGAUUGUCACGCAGGGCACGGACCCAACAAUCGUGGCCGUCGCUGAAGCAGGGAAAGAAGAGGUGGAACUCAAGGAAUACUCGGUGCCGGUCAUCGACAAGAACCUGAUCAACGACACAAAUGGUGCGGGCGACGCCUUUGCAGGUGGUUUUUGCGCCGGUGUGGUCCAGGGCGAUCCCCUGGAAGUCUGUAUCAAAAAGGGCCAGUGGCUUGCAAGAUUGAGUCUACAGGAAUUGGGCCCCGCAUAUCCCCGGCCGAAGCAGACAUACAAGGCUUGAACCAAGGGCCUCUUCGGAUUGAGUAUUGCAUAAGUCUGGCGUUUCCCUUUUUUCCUCAGAAGAAUGUACCAGUAUGGGCGCGCUUUAACAGCGGAAAGGUCUAAUUCAACAAGACCUCUGGAGAGUAUGUCAGACAUGAUACCACGUCCUUCACGGCUUGUUGACUGGCAAAUUUUGAUGCCGAAAAUUAGAGCCCCGAUAUGACAUAGAAGGAGAUCCUUCCUAACCAGGAACGAAAAUAGAAGCCAAAAAAGAAAGGAGUCAGUUUGAUUUGACCUCAUUCAGGUCUCUAUUCGCCUUCCCCUAGUCAGAAUUAUGUUCCUAACAAGGUCUUCCUGAU
Messenger RNA from Cladophialophora immunda, 1569 nucleotides. RefSeq lists its product as uncharacterized. The record is from RefSeq and is a predicted model, not a curated record. Lineage: Eukaryota; Fungi; Ascomycota; Eurotiomycetes; Chaetothyriales; Herpotrichiellaceae. Gene Ontology annotation, biological process: purine ribonucleoside salvage. Gene Ontology annotation, cellular component: cytosol; nucleus. The coding region runs from base 30 to 1229 and encodes 399 amino acids. The transcript is spliced from 4 exons. Gene Ontology annotation, molecular function: adenosine kinase activity.